CCUGUAAACAGCUUGUCAGACCGUCCAAGCCCCUCCCCCAGCUAGCAGCGGUAGCUAACAAGUUAGUGGUGCUAGCAGUGGCUAAGCUACAUGCUAGCUGGCGCUUUGAGAAGAUGGCAACGGACUGGCAAGCUUCAGCUAUAGAGCAAGCCGAAUUGAUAUCCAGUCGUCUCAGAGAGCUGUUAUCCACCGGGGAGGGAUAUAUCCGAUCGGAGUUUGGGGUGGAAUUGGGCCUGACGCCUGAGCUGUACCCGUCAUGGGCGAUUCUCUCCACGGCGGUGGUUGGGCUGCUGGUGCUGCUGGUUCUGUCGUGGGCCGCGGUCUGUGGCGGACUCUUCGGUGGGAAAAAGCUAGGAGCUCCGGUUACACAAGACAGUGGUGAUUCCCUCAAGGCCCAAGUGAAUAAGAUUGUGAAGCCCGAGGCACAAAAUAAAAAGACUAAAAAGAAAUCUACUGAAAAGAAGGCUCAGUAUAAUGGACGAACAGUGCCAGAGCCUCAGGAGGAAGUGAGAGAAGAGAUUACCAAACCUUCCCCAGAGAUUAAAACUGAGGUGAAGAAAACCAAGAAGAAAGACAAACCCGAGGUGAAACCAGCCAAGAGGGUUUCUGCUGGCGAUGGCAAAGAGCCUGAUGAUGGUACGUGGGAGACUAAGGUGAGUAACCGGGAGAAGCGGCAGCAGAAGAGGAAGGAGAAGGGGCCUGAUGGGUCAGGAAGCCCGGAGGGGGUGGAGGUACCUCACCGCCAGGUGGAGCAGCCCCCUCUCACCGCCCCGGUCAACAGGAAGAACAGAGAGCCCUUGCACCUGAGGACUGGGAAAGGAGAUUCUAUCACGACACCAGUGUCCACCAGCUGGAGAGAGGAGCCGUCAGGGAACGCUGGAGGGUGGCCAGAUAUCUCCAUGAAGCUGCCCACCCAUAUCUGCUCUUCAGACGGGGACAAGUGGCCGGCCAUCCCUAAAGGACCCCGACACUUGAACUCCGAACCCACCUGGAGACAGGACACUGAAGGGUCGUGGAGUGGGGUUGAUGGGAGGAUGAAGACGGAACUCAACACAUUACCCUCUGUACUUGGACUGAAGACAGCAGAGCACAUCACCCAUCCUGCCUCUGAGCUACAGUGGGAAUGCCCCUCUCCUUCUGAUGAGUGGUCAGGAUUAAACGGUAUUGCAGCAGCGGACCCCAGCUCAGACUGGAACGCCCCGACAGAGCCGUGGGGGAACUAUGAGGGACCCCCGGUGGGAGAGGCCCCCGGCCCCCCGCCCCAGGACCCUGUACCCAACCACCCCCAGGGGGAACAGGGGUCAGACGAUGACAAGGAGGAUGACUCUGCCGGGGGGGCUGCCAGGCCCAAGAAGAAGAAGAAGAAGAAGAAGAGAGCUGAGGAAGGUGGUGGUACAGGCCAGGUGACCUCUGACAGCAUGGCAGUUACACCCGUGGAGAGUCCAGCACUUCCCAAAGCAGGGACCAAACAGUCCAUCUCCCAGCCGUCCUCACAGAAAAUAUCCGACCCGAGCUUCGAUGCUCCCAAGCCGUCCCAGAAGAAGAAGGCCCGGAAAGAGACAGGAAGUUAAGAAACAAGAACCCACAUGAAUUAUUAUGCAAAAGGAUUGUUCAAUGUGUUUAUAAAUGCAAUCAAUCAUUUGCAAGUACAGACUUUUAUACAGAAUAGUUUGACUGUACUUUUUAAAUAUCCCCAAAAAAGAGAGAGAACAGUGACUGUCCAGCUCGUUUAGCUGGGGGUCUGACGUCCAGUUCGUUUAGCUGGGGGUCUGGGGGUCUGGCGUCCAGCUCAUUUAGCUUGUGAAUUAUUCAAAAGUAGUUUGUGUACCAGUCCUAGCUAGCUAGUACAGUGUAACCCCCCCACCUCCCGCCUGUGUGCCAGAGUCCUAGCUAGCUAGCUAGUACAGUGUCGCCACACCUCCCGCCUGUGUACCAGAGUCCUAGCUAGCUAGCUGGUACAGUGUCGCCACACCUCCCACCUGUGUGCCAGAGUCCUAGCUAGCUAGCUGGUACAGUGUCGCCCCACCUCCCGCCUGUGUGCCAGAGUCCUAGCUAGCUAGCUGGUACAGUGUCGCCACACCUCCCGCCUGUGUGCCAGAGUCCUAGCUAGCUAGCUGGUACACUGUCGCCACACCUCCCGCCUGUGUGCCAGAGUCCUAGCUAGCUAGCUGGUACACUGUCGCCACACCUCCCGCCUGUGUGCCAGAGUCCUAGCUAGCUAGCUGGUACAGUGUCGCCACACCUCCCGCCUGUGUGCCAGAGUCCUAGCUAGCUAGCUGGUACACUGUCGCCACACCUCCCGCCUGUGUGCCAGAGUCCUAGCUAGCUAGCUGGUACAGUGUCGCCACACCUCCCACCUGUGUACCAGAGUCCUAGCUAGCUAGCUGGUACAGUGUCGCCCCACCUCCCAACUGUGUACCAGAGUCCUAGCUAGCUAGCUGGUACAGUGUUGCCCCCCCCCCCCCCCCCACCCCACCUGUGUACCAGAGUCCUAGCUAGCUAGCUGGUACAGUGUCGCCACACCUCCCACCUGUGUACCAGAGUCCUAGCUAGCUAGUACAGUGUCGCCCCCACCCCACCUGUGUACCAGAGUCCUAGCCAGCUAGUACAGUGUCGCCACACCUCCCAACUGUGUACCAGAGUCCUAGCUAGCUAGUACAGUGUCGCCCCACCUCCCACCUGUGUGCCAGAGUCCUAGCUAGCUAGCUAGUACAGUGUCGCCCCACCUCCCACCUGUGUACCAGAGUCCUAGCUAGCUAGCUAGUACAGUGUCGCCCCACCUCCCACCUGUGUGCCAGAGUCCUAGCUAGCUAGCUGGUACAGUGUCGCCCACCUCCCAACUGUGUACCAGAGUCCUAGCUAGCUAGCUGGUACAGUGUCGCCCCACCUCCCAACUGUGUACCAGAGUCCUAGCUAGCUAGUACAGUGUAACCCCCCCACCUCCCAACUGUGUACCAGAGUCCUAGCUAGCUAGUACAGUGUCGCCCCAACUCCCAACUGUGUACCGGAGUCCUAGCUAGCUAGUACAGUGUCGCCCCACCUCCCACCUGUGUACCAGAGUCCUAGCUAGCUAGUACAGUGUCGCCCCACCUCCCAACUGUGUAACAGAGUCCUAGCUAGCUGGUACAGUGUCGCCCCACCUCCCGCCUGUGUGCCAGAGUCCUAGCUAGCUGGUACACUGUCGCCACACCUCCCGCCUGUGUGCCAGAGUCCUAGCUAGCUAGCUGGUACAGUGUCGCCACACCUCCCACCUGUGUACCAGAGUCCUAGCUAGCUAGCUGGUACAGUGUCGCCCCACCUCCCAACUGUGUACCAGAGUCCUAGCUAGCUAGCUGGUACAGUGUUCCCCCCCCCACCCCACCUGUGUACCAGAGUCCUAGCUAGCUAGUACAGUGUCGCCACACCUCCCAACUGUGUACCAGAGUCCUAGCUAGCUAGUACAGUGUCGCCCCACCUCCCACCUGUGUGCCAGAGUCCUAGCUAGCUAGCUAGUACAGUGUCGCCCCACCUCCCACCUGUGUACCAGAGUCCUAGCUAGCUAGCUAGUACAGUGUCGCCCCACCUCCCACCUGUGUGCCAGAGUCCUAGCUAGCUAGCUGGUACAGUGUUGCCCACCUCCCAACUGUGUACCAGAGUCCUAGCUAGCUAGCUGGUACAGUGUCGCCCCACCUCCCGCCUGUGUGCCAGAGUCCUAUCUAGCUGGUACACUGUCGCCACACCUCCCGCCUGUGUGCCAGAGUCCUAGCUAGCUAGCUGGUACAGUGUCGCCACACCUCCCACCUGUGUACCAGAGUCCUAGCUAGCUAGCUGGUACAGUGUCGCCCCACCUCCCAACUGUGUACCAGAGUCCUAGCUAGCUAGCUGGUACAGUGUUGCCACACCUCCCGCCUGUGUACCAGAGUCCUAGCUAGCUAGCUGGUACAGUGUCGCCCCACCUCCCGCCUGUGUACCAGAGUCCUAGCUAACUGGUACACUGUCGCCACACCUCCCACCUGUGUACCAGAGUCCUAGCUAGCUAGCUGGUACACUGUCGCCACACUUCCCACCUGUGUACCAGAGUCCUAGCUAGCUAGUACAGUGUCGCCACACCUCCCGCCUGUGUACCAGAGUCCUAGCUAGCUAGUACAGUGUCGCCACACCUCCCACCUGUGUACCAGAGUCCUAGCUAGCUAGUACAGUGUCGCCCCAACUCCCACCUGUGUACCAGAGUCCUAGCUAGCUAGCUGGUACAGUGUCGCCCCACCUCCCAACUGUGUACCGGAGUCCUAGCCAGCUGGUACAAUGUCGCCCCACCUCCCAACUGUGUACCAGAGUCCUAGCUAGCUAGUACAGUGUAACCCCCCCACCUCCCAACUGUGUACCAGAGUCCUAGCUAGCUAGUACAGUGUCGCCCCAACUCCCGCCUGUGUGCCGGAGUCCUAGCUAGCUAGUACAGUGUCGCCCCACCUCCCAACUGUGUACCGGAGUGCUAGCUAGCUGGUACAGUGUUGCCCCAACUCCCACCUGUGUACCGGAGUCCUAGCCAGCUAGUACAGUGUCGCCCCAACUCCCACCUGUGUACCAGUCCUAGCUAGCUGGUACAGUGUCGCCCCACCUCCCAACUGUGUACCAGAGUCCUAGCUAGCUGGUACAGUGUCGCCCCACCUCCCAACUGUGUACCAGAGUCCUAGCUAGCUGGUACAGUGUCGCCCCACCUCCCAACUGUGUACCAGAGUCCUAGCUAGCUGGUACAGUGUUGCCCCCCCCCCCCCC
Salvelinus fontinalis (brook trout) is the source of this 4752-nucleotide messenger RNA. RefSeq names its product protein LYRIC-like. Gene Ontology annotation, biological process: regulation of transcription by RNA polymerase II; positive regulation of canonical NF-kappaB signal transduction; negative regulation of apoptotic process. The record is from RefSeq and is a predicted model, not a curated record. Bases 114 to 1571 code for a protein of 485 amino acids. The transcript has 11 exons. Lineage: Eukaryota; Metazoa; Chordata; Actinopteri; Salmoniformes; Salmonidae. Gene Ontology annotation, molecular function: transcription coregulator activity. Gene Ontology annotation, cellular component: nucleus.